This is a messenger RNA of Colletotrichum higginsianum IMI 349063, 1107 nucleotides long. Its product is annotated as DNA-binding protein hgh1. Bases 1 to 1107 code for a protein of 368 amino acids. The transcript is spliced from 4 exons. The record is from RefSeq and is a predicted model, not a curated record. NCBI's taxonomy places the organism in Eukaryota, Fungi, Ascomycota, Sordariomycetes, Glomerellales, Glomerellaceae.
AUGCCAACAGAAUUGGAAGAGCUCGUGGGCUUCAUUGCUCAUCCCACCCCUCAACUCAGAAAAGUAGCCAUAGAAAACCUGGUCGGCUACUCUCAAGCGCAACCUUCGAUCUUCAAGACGGAGAACUUGACACCGGUCAAACAUCUCAAGUUUCUUGUCAGAGACCAUCCUCAAAUCGCUGAACAUGCCCUCACAAUCCUCAUCAACCUCACGGCCGAGAAGGACGUGCUCGAGAACGUUGCGACAGACCAGAAGUUUAUUGACAUCGUGUUGGACUUGAUUGUGAAACCCGACGAGCCAAACGCCAACUCCAUGGCCAUGCUGCUUGCAAACCUGGCAAAAUGGGACGGUCUCAAUACUAUCGUUUCAAAGAAGCAAACGCCGCCGGCGGAGCUCAAGUCGAACGACUUGGUGCUCAACCAGCUUGUUGAUCUCUUCGUCAAGGAGAAGGGGGCCUACAACAAAGAUGCGGAUUACGACUACCUCGCUUAUCUCUUCGCCGAUCUCACCAAGCACACCGAGGUGCGGCAGCACUUCGUCACGAGACAGGAAUACGACGAAGUCAUCCCCAUCACCAAGCUCAAGGUCUUCACCGAGCAUCAGUCCGAGAUCCGGAGAAAGGGAGUCGCGAGCACCAUCAAGAACGUCGCCUUUGAGAUUCAGUUCCACCCGACGUUUAUGGACGAGGACGAGGUCGACAUCCUGCCCUACAUCCUCCUGCCUAUCACCGGUAACGAGGAGUAUGACGAGGACGACACCAUGGGCAUGCUUCCCGACCUGCAGCUGCUGCCACCCGACAAGAAGCGCGAUUCGGACCCGAAAAUCAUCCAGACUCACGUCGAGACGCUGCUGCUCUUCACCACGACGAGGGAAGGCCGAGAUCUGCUGAGACGAGUCAAGGUCUACCCCAUCAUCCGAGAGACGCACGCGCGGGUCGACGACGAGGGUGUCAAGGAUGCUUGCGACCGGUUGGUGCAGGUCCUCAUGAGAGAUGAGGAGCCGGCCGAGGGCGAGGGUGAGGGCGAGGGCGAGACGAAGCUCAAGGAGCUGACGAACGGCUCAAGGGUCGAGGAGCUUGAGGAUGACGAUGAGAUCGUGGAGGUCUAG